AUGACUACAUCUACGGCGACCAACCAGCAGACUACAUCAUCAGGUACAAAUCAGGAAUCAAGGUGUACACCUGAAGGCCAAGGGAGCCACAUGAACAUGUUCUCCAACCGACAGCAGCCAAAGAAAAAGAGGAAGUCGAGGACGGCUUUUACCAACCACCAGAUUUUCGAGCUAGAGAAGCGGUUCCUAUACCAAAAGUACCUCUCGCCUGCUGACAGGGACGAAAUCGCCGCUCAGCUGGGACUCAGCAACGCCCAGGUCAUCACCUGGUUCCAGAACAGGAGGGCGAAGUUAAAGAGAGACAUGGAGGAGCUGAAGAAGGACGUCGAAACUGCCAAGGCCUUCGCGACGCAGAAGUCCUUCCUCGAAAGCGUCCACUCGUUCGGUAUGCUGAAGAAAAAGCCUGUCACCGACGAAGACGAGAAACCCAUCGAAAAAUAAGUUCCUCGUGUACAAAAACACAUGCUAAUUUGUAAAUACAAUGUAAAAGUUUAUUGACGUUGACAAAUGUCCUUCAGCUGAGUCGCUCAGUAUCAGUAUUAAUUUAUAGAAUUACCAUUAAUUUUUAUCGUGCAAUCUCAUCUCGCGAUCUUGUUUUGUAUAUAAAGCACAUGUACAUAUCUAUUAUAUUUAAAAAGAAGAAAGUAAAGAAAAAGGACAAUUGUA
Cimex lectularius (bed bug) is the source of this 666-nucleotide messenger RNA. RefSeq names its product transcription factor LBX1-like. Gene Ontology annotation, molecular function: DNA-binding transcription factor activity, RNA polymerase II-specific; DNA binding. The coding region runs from base 1 to 441 and encodes 146 amino acids. The record is from RefSeq and is a predicted model, not a curated record. NCBI's taxonomy places the organism in Eukaryota, Metazoa, Arthropoda, Insecta, Hemiptera, Cimicidae. The transcript has 2 exons. Gene Ontology annotation, biological process: regulation of DNA-templated transcription.